UACACCGGAAGUAAAGAGUAGCUCCAAAUCAACAUUGGUAAGAAGAGGUGCGUCUCGUAUAACGAUUUUACUUCUAACAGCAAUGUCUUCAGUGGAGUGUUUGAGAGAGUUUGUCAGUGAGCGGCUGACUGCUGCUGCUGAGGAAAUAUUCGGAGUGUUUAAAAGAGCUGUCGUCGAGUACGAGGAGGAGAUCGACCGUCAGCGGAGGCUGCUGGAUCUCUUCUUAAAACCCCAAAUACGGUUACAAAGAACAGAGCUCCCACAGCAACAUGUCUGGAAGGAGGACGUCUUUUCUAAGGAGCAGCUCUGUAACCAGGAGGGGAUCUCAAGUCUGGCUGAGGACCCAGAGCCUCCACAGAUUAAAGAGGAACAGGAGAAACUCUGCAGCAGUCAGGAGGGAGAGCGGCUUAAAUUGAAGCAGGGGACUGAUACAUUCAUGUUGACUCAUACCUUCUCGGAAAAGGACCUAAGUGAACCAGAACUAAACAGUAACCACCAUCUCCUCUCGUUCAGGUCUCAUGUAACUGAGAACAUAGAUGAGGAAGGACAUGAGUUUGAAGUGGCAGGAUCAAGUAGAGACGCAGAAGCAGAACUAAAGAUUAACAGUAACAACAUAUACAACCCCACCAUGUUCAAAAGUCGCUGUGAUAUAAACACAGAUGAAACGCCUGUAAAUUGUGGAACUUGUGGGAGAGUUUUUGAGUGUAGGUUAGAGCUGCAGCAUCAUCUGAACAUCCACAGAAAUGAGAUGUCAUAUUCAUGCAGCACUUGUGGAAAAAGAUUCUGGCAGAUGUCAGAUUUGAAUUCACAUAUAAAAGUACACACAGACGAGAGACCGUACGCUUGCUCCUUCUGUGAAAGAAGAUUCAAACAGAGAGCAGAGCUGAUAAAGCACACAAGAACCCAUACAGGAGACAGGCCGUACUCCUGCCAGACCUGCGGGAAAAGAUUCAGACAGAACUCAGCAUUGAAAAUUCAUACACGAAUUCACACAAAUGAGAGGCCGUAUUCUUGUAAAGUAUGCGGGAAAAGAUUCAGACAGACAUCAGUAUUGAAUAUUCAUACACGAAUCCACACGAACGAGAAGCCUUAUUCUUGUAAAGUAUGCGGGAAAAGUUUCAGGAGCAGAGAUGGCUUGUUGGUCCACACGAGAACUCACACUGGUGAGAAGCCGUAUUCCUGCCAAAUGUGUGGAAAAGUUUUCCGGCAUGUUAAUGUAUUGAAAGUGCACAUGAGAACCCACACAGGGGAGAAACCGUACUUAUGCACAAGCUGUGGGGAAAGUUUCUGUUACAUGUCGGGACUGAAAAGGCACAUGAGAGCCCACAUAGAGGAGCAACAAAGUUGACAUCAGGGAAAGGUUUCUGGUAAGAGAUAUUGGAGAGAUUAGGUCCAAAAAAGUGCCCACAGGGGGGCCGCUGUGCCUUCACAAGACACCUGGUAAAAGGUACCUUAAUACCUCUGAUUUGGAAAUCAUAUCUAAUCAUUCUCAGAUAUGAAGCCUUUAACCUGAAAAGUAUGUGACUUUUACAGUAAGUGCUUCACUGACAGAAAUGUACAAACUCAAACUAGUGAGGAGUAAUAUAUGUGUUGCACUUGAUGGAAAAGUUUUAUAUUUGUGGACUUAAUUAACCCCUGGGAAGGAAAAGUCUUGCAAAGACCUGUUCACUGGUGUUAUGUUGUAAAUAGUAUUUCUCUGAAACAGUUUGCUAUAUUGACAAAAAAAAGGGAUACAUGAUGACUAUUAGAAAUGCACUGGUUGCAGUUGCUUUGUCUGAUUCAAAUUUGGACUUUUCCCAAUUUCCUGUGACUUUUCUUUAAUGAAAAUUCAAUUUUCUGUUCAUAAUAAAGUACUAACUACCAUCCAGAGGCUUUUUAAAAAAAACAAGCUUCCAUGUUCUUUUCAAUCAAAACAAAGCAAACAGUUAAAAUCAAACAAACAAAUAAACAAAAAAAAUACAAGAAAAUAAAUAAGACCUCAUGCAUACAUCAUAUGACCCAUUCAUCAGAAAAACUGUUUUAAAUAAGUACAACAGUGGUUUAGAAAAGCCCAGAAAAUAGCAACUAGAGGUCUAAUGACUUUUUUUUAUGUUGAGUAGAGUUUAAGGAAGAACCUGCUAGGAGAUCUCAGACAGCAGUCAGGCACAAAGGGAGUCAGCAGUUAUCUACUGACAUUCUCUUUACAUUCCCUCAUCUAUCAAAAAAAGGGAAUACAAUCUGAUCUUUUAGGCUAUAAUCUCCUUACUUUAUUAAUCACCUCAGAGUAAAGUAGAAAAAUGUAGUUGAUAAAGAUGGGUAAAGAUUCAAAGCUUGAUUCAUAAGGCAACUGGACUUGGUAGAAAUUGGAGGCAACUUGACCUCUCCCAAGUCCAGUUGCCUUACGGAUCAAGCUUUGAAUUACCAUGACCUGGAUGACUGAGAACAACAAUGUCUCUAAACCCUCUUGUUAACAUCACACAACCCAUAAUGUUGUUUUAAGUAUAACAUAAAUUGAAAUGGACCACAUUUCAAGUAUCAUUAAACAAUCACUUAUGAGAAA
Notolabrus celidotus (New Zealand spotty) is the source of this 2539-nucleotide messenger RNA. Its product is annotated as zinc finger protein 501-like. The transcript is spliced from 2 exons. Lineage: Eukaryota; Metazoa; Chordata; Actinopteri; Labriformes; Labridae. Gene Ontology annotation, molecular function: DNA-binding transcription activator activity, RNA polymerase II-specific; RNA polymerase II cis-regulatory region sequence-specific DNA binding. The record is from RefSeq and is a predicted model, not a curated record. The coding region runs from base 83 to 1348 and encodes 421 amino acids. Gene Ontology annotation, biological process: regulation of transcription by RNA polymerase II. Gene Ontology annotation, cellular component: nucleus.